Ceratosolen solmsi marchali is the source of this 4926-nucleotide messenger RNA. RefSeq lists its product as uncharacterized. The annotation marks the transcript as partial. Gene Ontology annotation, biological process: positive regulation of nuclear cell cycle DNA replication; regulation of cell cycle phase transition. The record is from RefSeq and is a predicted model, not a curated record. Gene Ontology annotation, molecular function: zinc ion binding; nucleic acid binding; protein serine/threonine kinase activator activity. Lineage: Eukaryota; Metazoa; Arthropoda; Insecta; Hymenoptera; Agaonidae. Gene Ontology annotation, cellular component: Dbf4-dependent protein kinase complex. The transcript has 8 exons.
CAACAACAACAACAACACCAGCAGCAGCAGCAGCAGCAGCAGCAGCAACCGCACCAGAGCGUGAGGAAUCAGGAGCACAAGCCUUGGAAAAACUGCGAGACGAAUCAGACGACGAACGUAGCGACUAAGAUUGAAGUCGCAGCCGCAGCCGCUUGUAGGUUACGAAUACAAAAAGGACCAAAACCUUUGAAAAACAAGACAUUCUAUUUGGACAUUAAGAAUCAUGCCCACUCAGCAAAGUUAGAAGCCAAAAUUAAAGAACUUGGCGGAGGAAUAGAACUAUUUUUAGUGAAAAACGUAACGCUUGUGAUCACUGACAGGUCCGAUAAAUCGGCUCAGGGAACUGCUGGCGAUAAACGCAAAUGGGGCUACGCCAGUGGAGGGAGCGGGGGACCCCCCUCGCUGAGGAGUAUAGAGAUCCAAACUCCUACGCCAACACCUCCGACACCAUAUUGCAGUGUUGAAGGUCCUCUCUCGAAUUCGACUAAUCAACGGGGUCAAACUACCCAUAGAUCAAAAUCGCGAGUGGAUGCAAUGUUGGAGCGUGCUCUGAUACAGCCCCAGCAGUGUUCCGUGGAUCCACUUGAUAACGCCCUGAAUUGGGGUUUACCUAUUUGGUCGACAUACGAACUGCAAGCUUGGUUAGAUAAAAUUACUGCCUCUUUAAAAGAUACGCACACUUUGAAGCGCGAUAACCGUACUGUUCCUGGAAAGGACUUGAAAGUCAGGCACUUAAAAGCACCUUACAUUAAAUUUGAAUCUUAUCGAAGAGAUAGUAGGCCUGUCUUCCUGGAAUUGCAAUCGUGGCCUACUCUCAAUUUUGAUGGUGAACCAGGCUCUUGUCCAUUUGAUUUAAAGCGCAAGGAAAGUAAGGAAACUACAUCCAAUAAUAAGGAGAUUAAAGAAAAUAGAGAAAAAUACUUUAUUCCUAAUAUAUCAAAGGGCAAAGACAUGACUCGUAGGCCUCGUGCCACAGCAACACGCGCUCGCAAGACAGAAAACACUGGGUAUUGUGAAAUCUGUCGUAUUGAUUAUCGAAAUUUAUCCAAACAUCUACAGAGUGAUCAGCAUCUAAAUUUUGUAAGGAACGACAAAAACUUUUUAUCUUUGGAUAAUUUAAUCAAUACUGGCGCAAGCGUUGAAGCUUUUCUAGAAAUUAAUAGGUCCAAAGAUGUCAGUAAAGAUUGCAAUCUGUUUCCCAGUCGAGAUCACAGUCUUGACAAUGGCAUACUAUCAUUGGAUGAAAAGUCGGAAAAAAGGGACAAGUCCUCCAACUUGAAUGAUUUCAACAUCGAAGAAAUGAAGAUGAUUCAGUGUAAUGGUGCGCGUAGGAAUUUAAAUUUGAAAUUAGACUCGCCUCACAAUUUAAGAACUAGAGCAAAGCAUGAAAGUGGCCAUUUACUCAGGUCUAAAGGAAGGCCAUGGCAUGAAGAUGAUAAGAGUGAAAAAUUAUAUGAUAAGUAUACAAUUAAAAAGCGGGCGAAAGGAACCAUUUGGAUAGAAGAGGAUGACUCGGAGGAUGAUAAGGAUGUGGAAAAUUCAAGAGAUGGUUGUGAUGGAAAAUCAUUGUUUCAAAGAAUUUGUGAGCCUGAAAUAAAUAAGAAUGCAACUAAUAGGGAGAGUUUGUCAGAAAAUGUGUCAGUGAACGGUGAUAUUGCUUCAAGUGUUGUCGAUUGUAAACUUAAAGAGCACAGUUUGAGCAAAAUUACUAAUAGGGACAAUACAUUUAGAGACUCUUUGUUAGAAGAGAAUUUUAAAACCAAGAUCAAUGGUUAUGAUAGGAAGGAAGAAAAACUUAAGUUAAGCGAGAUUUUACAUAGUGCUGAAAGUCAAGAACUGAAAGAAGUGAAUCAUGUGGAAUUUAAUGUGGACUCUUUAAGUCGAAAUACUGUGGAUAAUAAUACAUGUAGCGAUAGAUUACCUACCCAUGAUAUCGAGGAUAUAAAUUCGCUUAAGAGUUUGAGCAAAGACGAUCGCGGAAGGUAUAAGCUGGCUAGGCGGGGGGGAAGGAGUUACAGGGGACGGCAGAGAUUAUCGGUCGAAGAGAGAUUGAUAGAGGACAAUAGAGAUUAUUAUAAAGUGGAAGUUUUGGGUAACAAGUUAAGGUCCAGUGCAAUUUCAAAUAGUAAUGUUUUUGUAUCCCCAUUGAAGGAACAACUAGACAGAGCUAAGAAAGAUGAAAAACCUUCGAGUGAAAAGCCUGUCGUAGUACGCUUUAAACGUGUGAGAAAGUCGGAACUUUCUUUGCUUAGUGACGAAGCGGAAUCGUUCAUGUUUGGAGAUUCGCGACGCGACGACGAUUCCAGUGAAACUAGUGACGGCGAACAAAGUAGUGUUUUACCAAAGGACACAGAAAGCGACAGAGACGAUACUUCUUUUGUCUUGAGUUCUUCCCCAACUGCCCAUAUAACUCCAAAGCAGGAAGUUAUCGAAGACGAUCAGCAAGAUUCAUCACUGGCUGGACGGGCAAGAAAAAGAAGAAGAACCCAAACCGAAGCUCUCAUUAUGGAUAAUAACGAUUAUUAUAAAUUUGAGACUCCUGGCAGUAGAUUAAGAUAUCAAGCUCCUUUGACUGGUAUUUGUGAUCCAGUACCAGAUAAAGAUGCAGCUCAACCACUAGAUCCAAAUACAACUGAAGUUGUUGAAAAAAUUUAUCCGUCCAAACCUUCACCAGAAGUUGAAAAAAUGCAUUUCUCCUUUGAAGCUGUACCUAAAUCGGAGCCAUGGUAUCAAACGUACCAACGACAAGACGAAGGUGCAGAGUUCUGGCAUUACUUUAGUGAAAGUGAUACGCCCAAGCCAUUCCUUUUACCCUAUGAAAUUGAAAAUUUUCAUGAAAUCCUGCACAAGAGUCUUCAGAGUAGCGUGUACCGAAAACGCGGCCGAAGCAGGGGAGGCCACGUGAAUAUGGGUAGCCGCUCGCCGAGAAAAAGUCCGCGGUGUCACGCGUCGACAUUAGCGAUAAUGUCGACGAUAAUUAGGAGGAGGGAGCAACAGCAAACGACCACCUUGACUACCGUAGACGAGGAGGUUAAAGUCAAGCAGCAGCCGAGCGAAACUGUCAAACUUGAGAAGAAACUCUCAGAUAAGUCGGACGUGGACGAGGACUUGAAGGAAAUUGUAAAGAAUCUCGACGAUAUGCUGAGUAGUAACGACAUGCACGACAUGGAUUCGUUCGAAGUCGAUCUCUUAAAGAAUGUUGACGAUGCCGCAUUGGAGUCGGACGUUCUACCGAAAGGAGCUCCUGUCAAUCUGUUGGAAUUGCUUGAUAACUGCCACGAUACUGUACCACCAAAUGGUAUAGAGAAUUCGUCUUGCGCCAGUUCGGAAUGCGGCGAGCUUUACAACGAGUUCCCAAUGAAGAGGCGUAAGAAGAGGAAAAAUAAGACUGGUUGGCCGGGUAACAAAAUGAGGCGAAAGCUGCACAUUAAACACCUGAGCGAAGAGUUGCAAAGGGAGCUCGAUCGCGAGAGGAGCAUGGAGAGGAACGAAAUGAAGCUCUCGAGUCUGGAGUUCUUCGAAGAUAGUUCCUCGCAGGUGUCGCACGAGGACGAGGCCAAUGAUAUCGAGCUAGAAACGGGAAAAGAAAACGAGCGUGUUCUCAAUACGUAUGAGCGUAGAGGGAGUAGCAAGCCUAGGCGGCCAAAGGCUAGAAUGGGUAAUAAAGAGUACAGGAGGGAUCAUUCGCAGGAGAGCAGCGAGAUUAGAAAUUCGGACGAUAUGCCGAGCAAAAUGGUGUUAAAGUCCGUGUUCGGGGAUGAUAUUUCUCCACGGAAAAACCGGUCUGGGAGUGCCGACAAAUACAAAGUUGAUGACGAUGACGUCGAGACCCGCAUUAUAAAAGACUCGAGGCAUUUAGAGGGUAAAGGAACGUUGUCGAGCAUUAGCGAAGACUCCGAGGCGUCCCUGUCGAAUAACGAAAAUCUUUGUACAAAGGAUACGAAUUCGUUGAUGCCGCGCGACAAGCACCUGCCCUUGAGAUACACGCGAAAGAGCACGACCUCCUCGGAGGCAUCGCACCAUCAUUCGGAGGCGGAAAAUCGGCGGCACGGUGGCAUCGGCUCGGCCACGAAGAAACAGCAAAAGGACGUGGGCGCAACUCGAAAUCUUCCGAUAAACGUGGACAAGAGGAGCCGACGAAAAUCGAAGAAAUACCAGCGUAACGAUCGCACACCCUCCAAGGCCAUAUUCGAUAACGAGAAUUGCAAAAAGUCAUCUUUUUUAUCCUUAAAAGAGAGGAGGUUGAAGAGGGUGAGAAGGGAGGUGAGUGUGUCGUCGGAAUUACCGAAUGGCGAGUUGGAUUGCGCGCUCGCGGAGCGCGUGUCACCAUCGCUCGUCUCGUCCUCGGACGUUGACCAGAGGCGCUCGAGUAUCGACUUUCAGCCCGUCGUCAGGGUGAUGAAAAUCGAGGACCAGGUGGAUAUGGACAAUAGUAUACUCUCGGUGGCUGUAGCCAGCAAUCGCAGGCUCAGAAGUUCGAGCUCGCCGCGAUCGAAUAUGCAGCCGCCGAACAAACGCUUCAGGAACGGUUCUGGGAGACGGCAAUUCUCGAGCCAGUGGAUAAAGAACAGUUGAAAUUCAAGGCGAUCUAGCGUCUAACUAUAUUUUUUUUCUGUAUUUUGGAGAUAAUGUCAAAUGUUGAUGAGCUAGCUUCCGACUGUCAAUUUUUCUAGAGAGAUAAACGGUCUUCGCUCGUGUACAUUGUGUACAAAUGGUAUUUGUGUAUGUCUAGUAUUUAAACAUUGAAGGCACUUAGGAAUUUAUUAAUUAUAUCAUUGUAUUAAUUAAUUAUUAUAAUUUUUAUUUUUUAUUUAAGCUUCGUUUGCAGCAUGCCUGCUACCUACGGUAUUGUACAUUCUUAAAGCGCGUUUUUCGCAACCUAUCAUUACUAUUAUUACUAUUAUUAUUAUUAUUAUCAUUAUCAUC